ACGUCGUGAACAACAACUCGAUAAGGACGCCACGAAAAUCGCCAAAGUUGCUGACGCGACGCGGAGUUGUGGGACUAACUUGCACACGUUUUCUUUCCACCAUUCCGUUUGAUCUCUCCUAAACGUUCCCUGAGCGCUUGCCUGUCCUCCCAAGUCAAGGACAUGUCGACGGCCAAACCUGGGAGCGACUCCGACGUAAUAUCAACAGGGUCGCGCUCCACGGACUCGCAGUCAUCGUCGGCAACCCUUCAUCAUGAACACGUUCCACUGUCACAUACCCUCGCCGCCGAAGCAGCUUCGGCAUUUGCUUCAGCAGGCCUUGUCGCGCCCAUCAUAACUAUCAUCGACAGUGCCAUUUUCCGCAACGCAUCUGGCACCGAACCCCUUGUCGCAGGACUAGCCACAGGCACGAGAAAUCUCCUCACUCGUCCAUUUCAUUUUAUCCGGCAGCCUGCCUGCCUCUUCAUGUUUGGAGUGUACGCUGGAACCUACCUUACUGCCAACACAAUACAAUCCGUAUGCGAUUAUGAAGGAUGGGACUGGUUCUAUCCAAAGUUUGUCGGCACCAGUAUAGCAAACGUCGGCCUGUGUGUCGCAAAAGACGUCUGUUUCACUAGAUGGUUUGGUAGCGGUAAGGCGAGACCAGUACCUUGGUCUUCCUUUGCAUUGUACACGAGCCGAGACUGUUUGACGAUCUUCGCAUCAUUCAAUCUGCCCUCCAUCUUGUCGCAGAAAAUGACAACAUCAUGGGGAAUAGACAAGCGGCCGGCGGAUAUUGCUGCUCAGCUGUUGACACCGUGUGCAGUACAGUUUGUAUCAACUCCCAUGCAUCUUCUAGGAAUGGACCUAUACAACCGACCAGCGGCGAAAGCUUCUGAGCGGGGUACCUUUAUUGCAAGAGAAUAUGCUAAAUCGACCAGUGCCAGAAUUGGCCGGAUUUUUGCGGCGUUUGGGAUAGGUGGAGUCGCAAACCAGUACUUUAGACAUAGUCUCAAAGGUUGGCUACAAAAAGUACAUGCGUCUGGAUAGCGCAGAGUAGGAGAAAGUACUUCCUAGAACUGUUUCAUGUGCAGAUGAUAGAAUGGUAUAUGCGAUCGCCACCACACCAGUUAUGGUAUUAUAUACCAGGUGUGAGCUCAAGCCAAUAACCCUAAUCAUUAUCACGACAAGUAUAUAUUCCUUCUAAACGUG
Spizellomyces punctatus DAOM BR117 is the source of this 1191-nucleotide messenger RNA. RefSeq lists its product as uncharacterized. Bases 163 to 1029 code for a protein of 288 amino acids. The record is from RefSeq and is a predicted model, not a curated record. Lineage: Eukaryota; Fungi; Chytridiomycota; Chytridiomycetes; Spizellomycetales; Spizellomycetaceae. The transcript has a single exon. Gene Ontology annotation, cellular component: mitochondrion.